This is a messenger RNA of Coccidioides immitis RS, 1874 nucleotides long. RefSeq lists its product as uncharacterized. Bases 615 to 1580 code for a protein of 321 amino acids. The transcript has a single exon. The record is from RefSeq and is a predicted model, not a curated record. Lineage: Eukaryota; Fungi; Ascomycota; Eurotiomycetes; Onygenales; Onygenaceae.
UAUCAAUCUUUGCGAGCUUGACCGCAAACCGUAUUGAUAGGAAUACAUGAUAGAGACCGCCCAACAGCCCUUUCCACACAGACCUAUGGGUAGGAAAUAGAUCAAGAAUACUGCGUAAGUCAAGGGAACUGGAAUGGGAUCGAGCAUUCCAAAGAAGCAUGGAGUAUCUCGUUGCCAGUAUGGCAGAAAGAGAAACAGGUGAAAGAUAGGUAUCUCAACGGCUGAGCAUAGAGGAAUGUACCGGUAAAUGGAGCACAGGCAGGAGAGUAGUGGAAAUUUUCCGAAACAUAUAGAAUGUCCCUUCUUGGUUGCCAGGGGUUGCAGGGUGAAUGAGAAGCCCUUUUGUGCAAAAAAGGACGCUAAGCAGAAAAGGGAAGGGGAGCUAUCCUUCAGAACAAACAUGAGGGAGCUUCUGUUGUUACUCUCACUUUCUUCAACAUUAGCCCAAUCUCAUUGUUCCUUUGGUAGUUUUAAACCCUUUUAGUGCUCUUCACGCUUGCCACUGGUGGAAAUUAGCAGCAUCAACGCCUGAAAGGGCAAAACGACUGCCACAGUCAACGGUAUAGUCCCAGCUUCUGAGCUAUAGUGACGCGUGGUUAAUGAGAUAACAGGCGAUGCCCGAUCAAAGGGGUGGUAGGGGCCGAGGCAUAGGAUUGACCCGCAAUAACAGCAUGGACGUUGUGGGAUCUCCCAAGCCAGAAAGAGAGAGAGCCCAUGUUGGAGAAUUCCAAUCUACCAUCAACGGUGCACGUGCAAGCCAAGCCGAAGAUGGCACCGGGCGAGCCGCACACAACCCGCAAACUCGUUCGGAAGAAACCCCCGAUGGCGAGUCAAGCAACAGGCGUCAGAUUGCCCACCAACUAAGGGUCGUCCAAGAGACCUUCGGUCUUCAUGAUAAUAAUCUUGGAGACAUUGCGACCACAGGAUUGCCCAGGGGCCCACUACGCGUUAUGAACCCAGAUCCAACACCAGACCCAAGUGAAAGUGAUGGAUCAGACAAUGGGAACAGCAGAGCAGCUAAUGGUCCCAGCGCAACCGAGAGUCGGCAGCCAAUUUCAGGAAGCGAUGACUCGCCAAGCACAAGAGCGAUAGCAGAUCGUCGUCGGUACAUCCAAGGCGCUUUGUACGCGAUGGAGGAUCCUAUAACUCCGAACAUCCAAGUCACUCAUCCCGCGGAGUAUCGGCAGCUUCAGAACGCUACCGCCUAUAGAUCCCCGGUGCCUCAUCGUAGUCGGUAUCGAAGAAAGCCUGCUGACUCUCAAUAUCGGCAGCCGCAGGCCUCUCCGCCCUACCCCACACUAGUUCACCCGCCAUAUGCACCACGACAUUACAGCUCGGGUGGUUCUCAACAAGCCCCGGUAUCAUACUCCGAAUAUCCGCGCGGCCAUGAGGUUGGACCUAGUCGCCAAGGACCGCCCUACUCGCGGUACUAUGCAAACCUUCCUGGAUUCACCGGAUAUAGAUACUCUCAGUAUGAAGAUCUCUAUCCAGACCUUUCGUCCACAUUCAGAAGAAUUUGGCGCUGGCUCGACUCUGUCGAAGACGGAUCCCCCAAGUAUGUAGCCUUAAUUGCUUUCUAGAUGGGUUGAUAAAGAGCCGACCGCUGACCUCAAGCCUAUAGAUGAAUUCAACCAUGGCUGGCUCUCUGCGACUGCUGUUGUUUGCCAACAGGCGGCAGUUACAGGAACAACGAAGAAUGCACAGGCCACUUUGUCAACAACAUGUAGCAGCAAAGACGCAAGCUUUCACGGUUCUGUUUUCUUUUCACAAUUGGUAUCAUGGUUAAUAUGGAGGAAUUCGGUGACCAGGGCUUUUGAUUUCUUUCCUGGGAGAUGAGUAGAGACAGGAAUGAGGUUGGGGGUUGAGGGAUGCCG